CUUCUCGAGUAGUACUCAAGUUAAAUUAAGUUGAGCAGCGAUUUUUACUACUCGAGCUAAGUGGAAUAAGUGUUACUACUCAACUCAACAACUCGAAUUUAAUGUGCUGUGUAGGACAAGAUAUUACAACCUAUCUACACGGCUUUAACCUUACUCUUCUCCAUAACACCCACCCUUUUCCCAACCCACUCGCUUCGAAGUCCCAUCUCCAAAUCCGCAGCCAUAAAAUCCACACAAUUCUCCAGCACAGAAAAACAGCUCUGUGACUGCGCCAUAACAUUCAAAUAAUUUCCAAUCAGCGGCACGCAUCGGAAUCUCUCAGUCCAAGCCGGUGGGGCGUCAGAUUUCGCUACAAGAUUACUGGCCGCGUCUGUAUCAGCAGGAUAUCGGGGCGUGUCGUAUCUAGGAAACAUCUGGGUAGCGCAGAAGAGUGACCAGGCCAGCUCUUCAACGGGGUGUGAUUUGAUCAACAUAUAAUUCGGCUUGUGUGCUGGGAACAUCGGUAUGCUGAGGAGAAUUGUAUCAGAUGCCAAUAAAUCUACAGCAAGAGUCAGGGAUGCUUACUAGUCGGCCAUCAUAUACGGUUUCUUGGGACUAUCUAGUAUGCCAAAGCCACUCAUGAGCCAACAUCGGAUAGGCGCCCCUCCACGUUCACGUCCAGCUUCUAGAGCAGCCGCCUUUACGACAGCUGCAAAAAUGGUCGAGAAAUCUCCUUGGGAAUGGAACCUAGUCAUAGGAGCCACACCGGCUGCAUUGACGAUUGCGUCACAGCUGUGAGAGGUGAUUGCAGCUUUGAUGGCUUCGCUGUCGGUAGCCGAACCGGUGACAAUAGAAUCGAUUUUGGACUUUGCUUCAGAAGGGAUCUUGGAAGGUGUCCGGACGUACGCAACGACUUGGUGGUUUCGAGCAAGGAGAGCGGGAAGCAUCCGAGAUCCAACGUUUCCCGUAACUCCCAGCAAAAGUACUUUCAUCUUAUAUUGAGAAGUUGGAGAUUAAAAUUAGGUUUUGUUGAACAAUAAGUUUCAAAAUCUAAUAUACAUCGAACGAGAUCGAGAGAGUCUUUAUACGAUAUUUCAUUGUAUAUAUUUUUUUAAAAUAAAGGCUAGGUAGUUCGGACUAUGGCUCGCUACCGAGAUGAUUGCUAAGAUCUCGGUAGCAAUCGGUAGCAACGAAGUCCGAGUCUGAAUCCACGACCACAAAAUCAUAGCCAAUUCCUCAGACAAGGAAAGAAGUUAAUAUGAAUCCACUUGCUGAUGAGUCCAUGUUAGUUUUAUCAUAAUUCCCAACAAGCUCCAGCUUCAUCAUGACCGAUUCAAUUUCCCCAAAACCGCGACAAUGGGCAGAUGUACCAUUUCCAUUAAUCGAGACACCAAAGUACAAAGAAAGAAAGGUUCCAUCUACUUCUUCGACCAAUCCUUUUUAAGAUGAAAGCUGAUCUUUCUCCAGACAGGAUAUACCGAUCCAUACACAGAAACUGCAAGCACAAUGUGUGUUGUCCAUAACUCACUACUCCGCGGCCUCAACAGUAUCUAUAAUCAGGGAUCAAACAUUCAACCGACCGAUUAUAAAGACUUCAUUGGAUAUAGCUUAUGCUGGCACUCUGUUGUUCACGAGCACCAUACUAACGAGGAAGAUCAGUUUUUUCCCGAGAUUGAGGAGGCGGUUGGUGAGAAAGGCAUAAUGGAGGAAAAUAUUCAGCAACACAGUACGCCAGGCUGUUUCUUUGGUUCUACAAAUUAAGUUGCUGCUUGCAAACAUCCAUAAUGAACCUCACACUCCCAAAUUUACUAGAAGUUUUCUCUAUUGCUGGAUCAUACCCGACUAACACCAUCCAACCAGCAUCCUUCCAAUCCGGCCUAGACGACUUCAAAGCCUACCUCACAAACCUCUCAGGCAAAGAACCCACCUUCAACGCAUCCCACCUGAACAACAUAAUCACCUCCUUCGCGCCCGCCCUCCACACCCACCUCACAUCCGAGAUCCUUAGCCUCCUCAACUUAAAAAAGUACGGAAGCACCCUCCCCAUAGCGGACCUCUGGAACAAAGAAGGGAAACAAACCGUGGUACUAUCCUCCUCUUUAAAAAUAUGAGCUUCUCGCUAACAUAGCAGACCACAAUGCCAAAACUCAGUGCCCUCCCAUUUUUCUUUCUUAAUUUGGAUGUUACUCAUGAAGAGUACUUAUGGCAGGAUUGGCCACCCAUUCCUGGUGCUGCGAGGUGGGCGAUUACGCAUUGUUUUACGUUGUGGAAUCGGGGGUAUUGGAGGUUUGCUGGCUGUGACUCGAAUGGAGUGCCGAAGCCUCUUUGUGCUUAGGGUUGAGCUGGAGAACAUUCAUAUUUUGGACUUGUGCUUUAAUGUGUCCACUCUGGU
Molecule: messenger RNA, 2371 nt
Organism: Hymenoscyphus albidus
Lineage: Eukaryota; Fungi; Ascomycota; Leotiomycetes; Helotiales; Helotiaceae
Source: the annotation of a GenBank genome assembly